Molecule: messenger RNA, 2073 nt
Organism: Dendrobium catenatum
Lineage: Eukaryota; Viridiplantae; Streptophyta; Magnoliopsida; Asparagales; Orchidaceae
Product: probable WRKY transcription factor 4
Exons: 5
Coding region: 206-1834 (542 amino acids)
Biological process (GO): regulation of DNA-templated transcription
Molecular function (GO): DNA-binding transcription factor activity; sequence-specific DNA binding
Source: RefSeq, a predicted model, not a curated record
GCCGAAGCACUCAGCCCUCUCUCGGCCCCGACCAUUUCUUCUUCUGCGUCCCCUUUCUCCUCUUCCUGGUCCUCUCUUCCUUGUCGCCAUUGCCAAACCCCAAUUCUCAAGCUUCUAUCUCUCUCUAGAGCUUGGCUUGUUCAAACGGAAUAGGUAUUGAAAAUAUUGCUUCAGUCGCGGUUUCCAUCGGCCUCCAAAAGCUUCCAUGUCGACGAAGGAAGCGAAGACCGAUGCUUCGAGGAAGAAGCCCUCCGGAGAAGUUGGAGGAGAUUUUAUUCGUAAGGAGACGGCCGUGGCGGUGAAAUUGGAAGAAUCACAGCCGAAAUCCGAUCGAGAGGUCGAUGGUUCAAUUCUGCUCCCCGCACCAGCGAAUGAAACCCUAGCCGGGAGAAAAUCCUCAGCCGCGUCACCUAUCGUCGCUGUUCCUAGCACGUCCGCUGGAGACUGCCGCUCGUUCUUGCAGUUGCUGGCUGGGGCCAUGGCAUCGCCUGCGGCGAGCUCUCGCCCACCGCCACUUCUUGCCGUGCCAAUCGAUGCUCCCCGGGUUCCUGUGGUUGCUGUGCCGUGUUUCUUAGCACCGGCUGCGCUGUUGGAGUCACACGGCAUCACGGGCCAAUUUUCAAUGUCACAUCAAGCUGUUUUGGCUACAGUAACUGCUCAGGCGCAAAUGCAGCUACAAGCAGGAUAUCCUUCCCCAUCAGGAUCACUAAAAAAUUCUGUACCACAUUCAAUGUUACCACCCAUGACCCCUUCUCCGCUUCAACAAAGACUGCCUCUAGCUUCCACUGAAGCUGCCAGUUCUUUAGAGACAGAGCAAACACCUUCCUAUGACCAAAAAUCUCAGUCUGCAUUUAUUGUCUCAAAGACAUCCUCUGAUGACGGUUACAAUUGGCGGAAGUAUGGUCAAAAGCAGGUCAAAAGCACCGAUAGAUCUCGAAGUUAUUAUAGAUGCACGAAUGCUGAUUGCUUUGCUAAGAAGAAAGUUGAGCGCUGCCCAGAUGGUCAAGUAACUGAAGUAAUUUACAGAGGUCAGCACAGCCAUGAACAGCCUCAUAAAACUAAAUUAUCAAAGGAGAGGGGGCAUCCAUCCAGCGGGCCUUUCGGGGUGACUGAAGGUCUUGAUAUUCCUGGCAUUGUAACUGUUGAAUCAGAUCCUUCGACAUCUAAGAUUGAUCAGAAUUCCAGCAUUGAUAACCCUGAACAACAGCUGUAUUGCUCUAGUGAUUGUGAAGGUGAUGGCAGUAACAAAGCUGGAGAAGAUCCCGAUGAUGAACCAGAGCCAGAGCCAAAACGAAGGCUAAGCUUAAUCACCGUGACAAACCCACCUCCAGUUUUCAGAACAGUUAAGCAACCCAAAGUUGUUAUGCAGACUGCAGUUGCAGGGCAUGUAAGUGAUGGAUACAGGUGGCGUAAGUACGGACAGAAAAUUGUCAGAGGAAAUCCAAAUCCCAGGAGUUAUUACAGGUGCACACAUGAUGGCUGUCCAGUCCGCAAGCAUGUUGAAAAGUCUUCAUACGAUGCAAAAUCCAUGGUUAUUACAUACGAAGGCAAACACAAUCACGACGUACCAUCUCUUAGAUAUGGCCUUGAUCCACUACCUACAGCUCUUUUCAUUGAUUCUGCACCUACGGCUCCCGCUGCGGAAACUUUGAAUGAGCACGAAUCUAAAGGAGAUAAAAUACCAUCAAUCAGCAAUCCACCCGAAAUAGAAAAACAAUUAACAGGUGAUAAGGUUUUGGAAUUUGGAGAUGAAAAGGGACUGGAAUCUGCUCAAGCUCUCCUAAGCAUGAGCUGUGACCCUUCAUCUGGAGAGGAAGAGGCACCAAUUCUAUAGAAUUGAGAGUUCGAUCAAGAUGCCCCGGCUAUGUAUAUCUGGUAAGCAAUAAACAAAAUCAAGUAUUGGUUAUGCAUAUCAUGUUAGUUUAUAUUUCUGCUUGAGAAGAAUGUGAAAUAUCUUCCAUUGACCUGCAUGAUUUGUUAGCCCCAUUUUUGUGAACAGAUGUGGCUUAUAUUAUGUGUAUUUCUGUUUUUGAUAAUCUCCUUGAAUAUAUUGUACUUGCACGCACAAAGUUA